Aphanomyces invadans is the source of this 1803-nucleotide messenger RNA. RefSeq lists its product as hypothetical. Bases 37 to 1779 code for a protein of 580 amino acids. NCBI's taxonomy places the organism in Eukaryota, Oomycota, Saprolegniomycetes, Saprolegniales, Verrucalvaceae. The transcript has 12 exons. The record is from RefSeq and is a predicted model, not a curated record.
AAUCGCUCGAGCUUCAAAAUCGCAUCCACCGCCACGAUGGCGGGACGGUACGAACAGUCCUUGGCGCUCGAGGAAGCAGUGCACUUGGUCGUGCUCCAGCACGGAUUGCACGGCAGCCCGAAAGACUAUGCGUCGCUGCAGCCAAUAUUGGCGUCCGUUCUCCAAGAUGAAGGUGUCCAUGUCGUGGCGAGUCAAAGCAAUUGCAAGGACUUCAGCACAACGCAUGACGGCAUUGACCUUGGUGGCGUUCGUCUCGCCGACGAAGUCGAGAUGCUUGUAGCGCAGUGUCCCAAGUUGCAAAAGAUCUCAUUCAUCGGGCACUCCCUCGGCGGACUCUACGUCCGAUACUGCAUUGGUGUCUUGUACGCCCGCGGCUUCUUCGUCAACAUCGAACCCAUGAACUUCAUUUCGUUGGCAACACCCCAUCUCGGGAUCGGACAACCGACUAGCCGUGGCACAUUCAACACGAUCGUCAACACGAUAUCGUCCAAGCUUUUUGACAGAACUGGCGCCCAACUGGCAUUACGUGACGCGGUCUCGGAAGAGACGCUCGCUCUCUCGUCCAUCCACACGCUUGCGAUCGAAUCCCGUCCUUGUUUGCCAGAGCUAUCGAUGCAUGUGCAUGUUCAACUGCCCUCGCCCAACUUUGGGUUUGCCACGUUGUUUGGGACGUUGGUGGGCAAUGCGACCACGUGGAACGUGUACAUGUCGCACCUGGACGUGGCCCAUCCCCCGCUGUACUCGUUCGAGUUGGGCGAAUUCGACGCGAUCUUGUUUGUUCCCGAGCCAAUUGCUUCGAAAUCCAUGGGGUCGCCACCAGACAACGAAGACAGCAUUCGCGCAUCGUACUACGUCGAUAAAGCCAAUUCGCCGUCACGAGAUACGGUGCUCCAACUGCGCGGCCGCCACGACGGCGACGUUGUGGCUGUCGACAUCUCCAUCGAAUCCACGACAGACUGGGCAUUUGUCCACGGGAUCGUCCUGCGCCUUGGCACGCUUUCGUGCGUGACGUACGACGGAGACAAGCUCGCGCUUCGACAGCACCAGCACGACCUUGCGGCGGCUGCCGAGCCGGACACACUCUUUCCCGUUUCGACGACGACGUGGUGCCCGCGACCGAUCGCCAACCAGCACUUGCUUCAGUGCUUGUGCCACGGCGCGUUUCUCGUGGGACUGCACCGGUUUCGACGGCGGGCACUGUACUCGAAUGUGUUUUACGAUGUCCAGGCUCCGUACGCGUGCUCGGCGCUGCGCGCGUUCAACCCGUACCGCGCCCACGUCUUGCCGACCACGAUGUCGCCAGUGUACCCCCACAUUACGCUGCAUUCGAUGGAGAAUGCCGCUGUCUUGCGUGCGAGCAUCGUGGAUCGUGCGGUGGCGGCUGCAUCCACCGAGUCGGACAGUGCUAGAGUCGACCAAAAGCCCAAGAGUUGGCUACACGGCCUUGCUGCCAUACCCGCCUACAUGUUCCCUGUCAAGAAAACCACAGACGCCAACGCAUUGCCUCCGCACGACCGCAUAUGCCACGUCGUGUCGAAAGCGUCGGAUAAAGUCUUGGUCGACCCCCCCGUCGACACGUACGCGACCGAUCCAUCGCGGGAUGUAUUGCGAGGCAUGCUUGUGUGCGUGCAGUCCCUCGAAUGGGAGCGCAUCGACGUGUUGAUGGAGAGCAUGAUGGCGCACGAGCUGAUCAUUGCAAAGCGAAGCAACGAAGUGCUUGCCCACGAGUCUGGCCUCGAUAUAGUCCACCACGUUGCCGACACCUUUGUCGUCGAGUAAACCUAGCCAACACGGUUUGUCGCC